Molecule: messenger RNA, 3000 nt
Organism: Menidia menidia (Atlantic silverside)
Lineage: Eukaryota; Metazoa; Chordata; Actinopteri; Atheriniformes; Atherinopsidae
Source: the annotation of a GenBank genome assembly
GGGAAUCCGCUGGCCCUGAGCUGUAGAUCUACAUACACACGGAUGGAUCGAACUGGCAUCCAUUGAGUGGAUGUUCACCAGCGACGAUGUUAUGAAAUCUGUUGUGCAGAGCAUACGUUGGGACUUGGAACACACACCAACUGACUUUCGGGCAGACCAAACUGCGCGGUAAAAGACGAGGUACACAAACAAAAACAUGUGGCUGGGGCCGUGAGAAAAUCGGUGAGGACUCAUCCAUUCAUCCGUACGAUGGGUUUGCACUCAGCCCAGAAGAAGCACUUCCCCCUGCGGGGGAUAGACGGUGUUGUUCAGCUGUUUGAUGCCGAACUCCGCAAGGCCGAGCCGGACCUGGCUCUCCUCUCUCUGGUUCUGGGUUUUGUCGAACACUUCCUGGCCGUGAACCGAGUCAUCCCCAUAAAUGUCCCCGGGGUGAGAUUUGAGCCCCUGGAGCCAGACUGUCCUACCUCUUGCUUCCCCACCGUGGAGCUGGGCAUGAUCUCAGCCCUUUAUGAGCGCUUCACGGCCCAGAUCCGGGGGGCGGUAGACCUGUCCCAGUACCGGAGGACUGCUGCGGGGUCCAGCAGAGACCUGGUGAAGAAGGUCUCCGACGUCAUCUGGAACAGUCUCAGCCGCUCCUACUUCAAAGACCGGGCUCACAUCCAGUCUCUCUUCAGCCUCAUUACAGGCACCAAACUGGACAGCUCUGGGGUGGCGUUCGCAGUAGUGGCGGCCUGUCAGGUGUUGGGUCUGAAGGAUGUUCACCUGGCUCUAUCAGAAGACCACGCUUGGGUGAUAUUCAGCAAAAAUGGCGAAGAGACCGCGGAGGUCACUUGGCAUGGGAAGGGGAACGAAGAUCGCCGGGGACAAACGGUCACAGCAGGAGUUAAUGAGAAGAGCUGGUUGUAUCUGAAGGGCUCGUAUAUGAAGUGUGACAGAAACAUGGAGGUGGCCUUCAUGGUUUGUGCCAUCAACCCCUCACUAGACCUGCACACAGACAGUUCGGAGCUCCUGCAGCUGCAGCAGAAACUUCUGUGGUUGCUUUAUGAGCGAGGUGACUUAGAAAGGUAUCCCAUGGCAAUGGGUACGCUCGCUGACCUAGAGGAUCAGGAUCCAAUACCAGAUAAGGAGAACCCCUUGAAAAUCCAUCUCAAGGCCGUCGACUCAGCACAGAAGUACUACAACAACGAGCACAUCUACCCCUACAUGUAUCUGGCCGGCUUCCACUACAGACACAGGAACGUGCGGGAGGCUCUGCGGGCCUGGGCCCGGGCAGCUCAGGUCAUGCAAGACUAUAACUAUUUCCGUGAGGAUGAGGAGAUCUAUAAGGAGUUCUUUGACAUCGCAAAUGACGUUAUCCCAACGCUGCUAAAGGAGACAGCUGCUGCCGAGAGUACUGGGGAGGAUGGAGAAGGAGUGGAGACUGACAAGGAGAGCGCAAAGCAGAUGACGGCCCUCUCAGCUCUGCAGGACCCAGAGUGCUUUGCCCACCUGCUGCGUUUUUAUGACGGCAUCUGUAAAUGGGAGGAGGGAAGCCCCACACCUGUCCUUCAUGUGGGCUGGGCUACAUAUCUUGUCCAGUCUCUCAGUCGAUUUGAUUCUCAGGUGCGUCAGAAGGUGUCGAUCAUCACCAAAGAGCCGGAGUGCCAGGAUGACGACGACCAGUCGAGCGACGACCCCCGGGAGGGUCGCAGACGAGGCCCCAGGCGGGAGUCAAAGCUAGAAGACCAGAGCUCUCCACCUCCUGCUGCUCCCACCUCCCCGUCCGCCCAGUCACCCGCCACAGCUCAGCCCAAGAAGGUCGGCGAUGGCUCGGCCCGCCGUCGCUCCUCCCAGGGCCUGCGCGCCAGCGAUAUCGAAGGAAUCCCCAAGUCCCCCAGCCAAGAUUCGGUUUCCUCGCCAUCAUCCCAGCAGCAGGCGUCCCCGUGCCCGGCCGGCCCCGUGGUCACCUUCCAGAGCGAGAAGAUGAAAGGGAUGAAGGAGCUCCUGUGCGCGGCCAAAGUCAACUCCAGCGCCAUCAAGCUCCAGCUCACCGCCCAGUCGCAGGUCCAGAUGAAGAGGCAGAAGAGCACGGCGGCGGGGGAUUACUCCAUGUCCUUCAUGAAGCGUCAGCGCAAGUCGCUGUAGAGCCGCCGGCUGCCGUGUGAGGAGACUGUCGGACACACUGUGAAAAAUAACAGACCUGCAGCUGACCCCGUUUCUGUGUGUGAAGCUUCUUACUGGUGUUUUCAUCCAGAAGUCCUCAGUCUGCAUCACCAUUGUUCCGAGCAAUACAUUUGAACUUUCACAGAUGAUAUCAAGUUGAGCUUUGCAUCAGGAGUGAACAUUUCAUAUUCGUUUUUAAACUAUUUUGGAAAGCUACCUGCUUUGAUAGAUUGUAAGAAUUCACCCAACAUAGGUUUGUCUUAAUUAGCACUAGUCACUUGCACACUGAUGUAACUUCUCAUGGUUAACUCACAUUUGAAAGGCUAAGUAAUAAGAUGGGUCAACGUUCAACUCACAGAUGUAUAUGAAAUCAACUUGUACCAAUACCAACUAGUUCAUGACUGAAGCCUUGGAAGUUAUCGAUUUAGGAUAGUUACUGUGUAACAUUGUCCACUUUGCUCUAUUGACAGCUUCUUUCUUGCUAGCUCUACGUUGCCUUACAUUGUUUUUGCUAUUUUCUGAAGUAGGUGGCCUUUAGUUUUGAGAAUGCCUGAGCAGGGCCCGUGUUUAAUAGUUCAAGAAGACCAGACAGACCAUGCACUGUUGAGACAGAGUCACAAUAGGUGGCCCUGAGACAUCCUGUUUGCUUGAUGACUUGUUCUCGUCGUUUUUGUAUCUGAAAGUAAUAAAGAUCUGGUAAAAAACUAAAUGUGAUUAGGUUUGAUUUUAGUAGUAGAACACAUCGUAAGGUGCUGUACAAUAUUAAAAUGAUUGUAUGUUCUAGUCAUUAACAUACAGGUGGUCACAGAGCAGAGAAAUAUCAGUUUAACUGGAGAAAGAUAUGUCAGUAAGAAUCAA